AUGGUAUCGCUCUUCACCGCUGUCGUAGCGCCCCUCGUCGCUCUCUCCGUCGAGACCCGUGUCGCUGCACGGUCGCGCGGCGCGGAAGGAAAGGUGUUCCGCGAAGGCGGAAACCACCCGCGGCGUGCUCCGGAGUGCGCGCAACGGCGGUGCUGCCUGGGGGGAAUGCGUUGCGCCAACUCGAGUCUGCCCCUCUUUCUACAGGGAUCGUGGCGCUUGCGUCCUCCCCGCUCCUCCCCCUCGCCCUCCCGCACCUACCUCUUUCCGCCCUCUCUCCCGGCAAAGCCUGCCCCUCCGCGGCCCUCCCCUCGCGCGCAUGUCCCCCGCAAGCCUGCGCCAGUGCAUCUCGAGCUUCCUCAUGCGCGUCCCCUUUCCCCACUUCCCCCCACCUCUCCCUCUCUCCCCCCUCUCAACCACACCUCCUCGCGCGCCUCCCGCCACGUCCAUGUUUCUCAUGCGCCCAUGCGCCCAGGCCGCCUGCGCCAGUGCAUUGCUCCGCGGGUGGCGUGCGGAUUCGCCUCCAGCAGCGACGAUGAGGGGGAGGGGGGCGACGCUGGGCACCCCAGGGGGCGCGGAAGGAGGGGGGGCGCGGGGGGGAAGGGGAAGGGGAGGCGCGGAGCACCCGGGGGGCAUGGUGGCGCGGGGGGGAGUUCCCGCCACCCGUCCCUGCGGAUUGGCCCGCCAAUGGACGUGCGCCAGGUGGCGUAUCCACACGAGCCUGCUACGUUGGACCCUCUAAAUGGCGGCCUGGGGGCCAUGGGCAUGGGCAUGGGGAUGGGGAUGGGAGGAGUGCAGGGACAGCUGGUGACGCUGGCGCUGCCGAUAGUCAGCUACAGCAGCAAGGUAGCGGUGGGCGUGUCUGGCACACCUCCCAACCCCCCCCCCCUCCCCUCCCCCUUCCAUCCCUCCUCUCUCCCCCUCUCCCUCCCCACCCUCUCCCUCCCCCCUCUCUCCCUCCCUCCUCUCUCCCUCCCCCCUCUCCCUCCCCCCCCCUCUCCCUCCCCCCUCUCUCCCUCCUCCCUCUCCCUCCCCCUCCUCUCCCUCCCCCCCCUCUCCCCCCCCCUCUCCCUCCCCCCCUUCUCCCUCCCCCUCCUCUCCCUCCCCCCACCUGGUGCAUGCAGCAAGAUAGCGGUGGGCGUGUUUGGGGAGGCACCGGAGGACCUGCCGUGUUCAUACGACGACUAUGGCAACCUCGUGCCCAACGUGCUGCUGCAGCUGCAGGCGCUGCUCAUCCACAAGGGGGGGCUUCAGAUGGAAGUGGAGGCGGGCAGGGAGGAGGCAGCCAAGGCUGCAGUAGAAGGGGCCGAUGCCUCGCACACCCACUCCCCUUUCCCCGCCCCUUACGGAGGGCAUAUUCAAGGUGGGGUGGGCAGGGAGGAGGCGUUGAAGGCAGUAGAAGAAGGAAUCUAUGAGCCCCCCUACACUCCUUGCUGCCCCCUGCAUCUAUUCUACCCUUCCCUUUGCAGCCUCCCUUACACUCUUUGCUGCCGCCUGCACUCGCCUCUCCUCCCCAUAUGCGCCCAUCAGACGGAGGGCAUAUUCAGGGUGGGAGUGGACGUCGGGAGGGAGGAGGCAGCCAAUGCAGCAGAGGAAGAAACCCAUGCCUCGCACACCCACUCUCUCUUUCCUAUGGAGGGCAUAUUCAGGGUGGGAGUGGAGGCGGGCAGGGAGGAGGCCGCCAAGGCAGCUGUGAAUGCGGGGCAGAUCCCGCCCUCCACUGACGUGCACUGCCUUGCAGCGCUUAUCAAGCCUGCCCGCCUGUCCGCCUGCCUGCCUGCCCACCUGCCUGCCUGCCCGCCUGCCUGCCUGCCCACCUGCCUGCUCGCCGGUGUUGGUCACAUCAACACAAGGCAGACUGCUGCCUCUGUGAUAAAUGGCGAGUUAGGGAGAGGUGCUGUGGCAGGGAGAGGUGCUGUGGCAGGGAGAGGUGCUGUGGCAGGGCGAGGUGCUGUGGCAGGGAGAGGUGCUGUGGCAGGGAGAGGUGCUGUGGCAGGGAGAGGUGCUGUGGCAGGGAGAGGUGCUGUGGCAGGGAGAGGUGCUGUGGCAGGGAGAGGUGCUGUGGCAGGGAGAGGUGCUGUGGCAGGGAGAGGUGCUGUGGCAGGGAGAGGUGCUGUGGCAGGGAGAGGUGCUGUGGCAGGGCGAAAUGCUGUGGCAGGGAGAGGUGCUGUGGCAGGGAGAGGUGCUGUGGCAGGGAGAGGUGCUGUGGCAGGGAGAGGUGCUGUGGCAGGGCGAGGUGCUGUGGCAGGGCGAGGUGCUGUGGCAGGGAGAGGUGCUGUGGCAGGGAGAGGUGCUGUGGCAGGGAGAGGUGCUGUGGCAGGGAGAGGUGCUGUGGCAGGGAGAGGUGCUGUGGCAGGGCGAGGUGCUGUGGCAGGGCGAGGUGCUGUGGCAGGGAGAGGUGCUGUGGCAGGGAGAGGUGCUGUGGCAGGGAGAGGUGCUGUGGCAGGGAGAGGUGCUGUGGCAGGGAGAGGUGCUGUGGCAGGGAGAGGUGCUGUGGCAGGGCGAGGUGCUGUGGCAGGGCGAGGUGCUGUGGCAGGGAGAGGUGCUGUGGCAGGGAGAGGUGCUGUGGCAGGGCGAGGUGCUGUGGCAGGGCGAGGUGCUGUGGCAGGGAGAGGUGCUGUGGCAGGGCGAGGUGCUGUGGCAGGGCGAGGUGCUGUGGCAGGGCGAGGUGCUGUGGCAGGGAGAGGUGCUGUGGCAGGGAGAGGUGCUGUGGCAGGGAGAGGUGCUGUGGCAGGGCGAGGUGCUGUGGCAGGGCGAGGUGCUGUGGCAGGGAGAGGUGCUGUGGCAGGGCGAGGUGCUGUGGCAGGGCGAGGUGCUGUGGCAGGGCGAGGUGCUGUGGCAGGGCGAGGUGCUGUGGCAGGGCAGGGCGAGCCUUUUCCGGGCGAGGCCUGGUUCCGGGAGCUCCCAGACAGCCUCUUGGACGCACUGCCGCUCUCCCUGCUCGCCUCGGCAGCGGACCCACACAGGGUGAGGUGCUGGCAGCAGAGGGCCAACUCUCUUCCUCUCCCUCUUCCUCUUCUCCUCCCUUCCCUCUCCCCCGUUCCCCUCCUCUCCCCUCCUCUCUCCUCUCCGUUCCUCCCCCCUUCCCCUCUCCCCUCCGCCCUCCUCUCCCCAGGCCUGGUUUCGGGAGCUCCCAGACGGCCUCUUGGACGCGCUGCCGCUCUCCCUGCUCGCCUCGGCAGCGGACCCGCACAGCGAGGAGGGCGGCGGCAUGGCGGACGUGCUGGGAGUGCUGCCGCCCGCCUGCAGCUGCCUGCUGGACUGGCUGCUCAACCUGCUCGUGGAUGUCGUGGAGUGCCAACACCGCAACCACAUGGGCGCCCGGGCUCUCGCGCUGGUGUUCGCGCCGAACCUCGUGCAGGUGGGCGACCCCUCCGCCAGUCCAAAGCGCGCCAUGCUGCUCAUGGGCUUCGUAUAGGCGCUCAUUGUAUGCACCCUACCUUCCACUCAACCCUCUCCUCCAUCCCCUCUCCGGCCCCUCCCCCCUCCUCCCCUCCCCCGCCCUCCCCCCCUCCUCUCCCUGCCCGGCUAUCCCUGCCCCAUCCCACGUCCCCCACCCCACCAGGUGUACGACCCCACCGCCUGUCUCCAGCAUGCCAUGCCUCUCAUGGACCUCCCAGAGGCGCUCAUCGCCCGCACCUUCUCACCACCAUCUCCCCCCCCUUCCCGUCCCCACCCCCUGCCCAUCCCCUGCCCGCUCCCCUCCCCACCUGCCCACCCCACCAGGUGGGCGACCCCGCAGUCAGUCUAAAGCGAGCCAUGCUCCUAAUGGACCUCCUAGAGGCCCUCAUCGCGCGCAAGCACCGCCACCGCCAGCUGUUCGCGCACCACUGGCCGGGCGGGGGCGGCCGCGGGGGCGCGUCAGUGCUGUCAGCAUCGGCGUCAGCGAUGGAUGAGUCGGAGGACUGGGAGGACACGGACCUGGACUCGUCGCUCAACUUCUCGCUGCUCUCAGGGGCGCAUGGGGGUGUGGGGGGGUUUGGAGGCGCAGCGGGAGUGGAGAGGCCGUUUGGGGCGGGUUCGAUUCGGAGUGGGGCCGGUGGUGGUGGUGGUGGUGGUGGUGGUGCGUCGUUUGGGUCGGCUUCGGUUGUCCAUAGCCCACGCACUGCGCUGAUGCUCAGAGCGCUGGCAGCGGCUGGGCUAGGCGUGGGGGGGAGGGCAGUGGGAGGCGGUGCGGGGGGAGGGAGAGUGAGGAAUCAGAGUGGGGAGUGGGAGAGUGAGAGUGUGGGAGUGCGGUCAGGAUAUUCGUCACCCUCCCCUGCAACGUGGAGGGGAGGGUUUUCUCUGAGGGCAGGGCGGUCGUGGGCUGUGGGCAGCGAUGGGGGGGAGGGGCUGGGGUCAAUAUCUGAGCUUUGCCCUUUAGAGGAUGGGGAGGAGGAUGGUGAGGGGGAUGGGAAGAGGGAUGGGGAGGGUGGUCGGAUGGAAGGAGGAUUGGAGAGUGAAGGUGUGGAGGGAAGAGAAUGGCUGGGUGGGACGAGAAAGAGUGGGGAUGGGAUGGGGAGGAAUGGGGGGAGAGGAGAUGGAGGGGUGGAGGGAGUGGAGGGACUGGCAGGGGCGGCAGGGGAGGGGCGUGGGGGGGAUGGUCGGGGGGAUGGGCAUAGAGGAGAGGCGGGGAGUCGUUUGGCAGAGUGGCUGAGGAAUAUUGAUGAGGCCGUGGGGGAGGGGGAAGGGGACGAAGCGUUGGGGGAGGGGGAAGGGAGUGAAGCGGAGGGAGAGGGGGGAGGGGAAGAACCGGAGGGGGAAGGGGAAGGGGACGAAGAGGAGGGGGAGGGGGAAGGGGAAGGAGAGGAGGGAGAGAGGGAAGGGGACGACGAAGCGGAGGGGGAAGGAGAAGGGGAAGUAACAGUUGAGGAAGAAGUAGAAGAAGCAAAAGCAGGGGAGGAGGACAAGGACUUGGAAACUGCAGGGACAGGCAUGGAUGAGUGUGUGGAGGAGGGAGAGGCAGAGGCAGCAGCAGAAGCAGCAGUGUCACCAACACUCGCUUGUGACUUGCCGCUUGCAACAGAAACUUUGUUGCCUCUGCCACAGGGGCCAGAUGCAUGCAGUGAUGCUGAUGGUGAUGAUGGUGGUGAUGGUGGUGAUGAUGGUGAUGGUGGUGAUGGUGGUGAUGGUGGUGAUGGUGGUGAUACUGACGAUGGCACUGCUUGUGGAGAUGAGAAUUUGGAUGGGGAUGAGGAUGUCAACGAGGGCAGUGGUUUCAGUGAUGACGUGAAUGGUGCAGACGCUGCUGCUGAUGGUGAUUUUAAUUCCAGAGCAGAGGUCGAUGCCAGUGCUGAUGCUGAUGGUGAUGGUGAUGGUUGCGAGCACGCGCAUGAUGGCAUUGACUGUGGAGUGGAUGGUGCCAGCAAUCACGUGCAGGGAGCACACAGCUCUGAACCUACUCAUGACCACACAGGCGGUGCUCACAGUGACAGCACUCAUCCUGCCUCUGCCCCCACCACAGCUGCUCGUGAGGCCUCGAUGCAAAAGCGCGUUUCGAUUUCCGACUCUUCUUCGGACGCUCCUCCCCAGCUCUCUUCUUCCCAACCUCCAUUUCCUCCCUCCACUCUUCCAUCUGCCACCCCGGCUGCCUCGCUCCUGCCUGCCACGGCUCUCUCUGCUCCACCCGCUGCUGCUGCAGGCGCCAAGCAAUGCGCUGCUGCACCUGCCUCUGCCUCCUCUCCCCUCCUUGCCAGCAUGCUCCUCGUGCUCGCUGCCAUGCACACCACCCCUCCCCUGCACCCCUCCCUACCGGCUUCAACACCUCUUGUCCCCACUCCCACCGCUUCUGUUGCUGCUGCUGCCGCAGACGCUGCAGCGCCAUCCCAAGGCCACACGGGCCCUCCUCUUGCGGCCGCUUUGCUCCACCCCCCCUCCGCGGCCCCCUCUCCCCCUCCGGCUGUACUGGAGCCAGGCCAGGUUCUUGUGCCCCCUGCCAGACGCAGCAGAGCACCCGCUGCUGCGAGCACUGCUGCCUCCGCUGCUGCUGGCGCUGCUUCUGACGCUGCAGCUGAUGCUGUUGGCAGCACAGGGCAAGAGGAGGGGAGUGGGCGGGGAAAGAGGGUCUUGAAAAAGUCGGGUGCAGGGCGAGGCAAGGGCACAGCAGCGGCAGGCAGGGCAGGAGAAAAGGGCGCUCUAAAGGGGUUGGGCGAGGUUAAGAAGGUGGGUGGAGAGGGAUUGACGAAGGCAAAGGGUAGAGAGAGAGGUGGUGGAGUCGUGGCAGGUGCCGGGACGAAGAAGAGGACGGGUGGUGCUGGCAAGGCAGUGGGGGCGGCGGAGGGGGAUGUUGGGAUAGUGGAGGAGCAAGGGGCGGAGGAUAGGGCCUGCCUGGUCGAAUCGCUGGUAGAUGAGGGGCUGAGACACGGUGAGCAAGAGGCAAUGGUUAAGGAUGGAGCAACAGCAGCAGCAGAUGCAGACAAGGCAGUAGCUGCAGUAGGCAAGAGGACAGCAGCUGGCAAGGCAGCAACAGGCAAAGCAGCGGCAGCAGGCAAGGCAGCAGCAGCAGGUAAGGCAGGGAAGAAGGUGGUUAGCAAGGGGAAGGGCAAGGCUGCCAAGGUUGCUGACAGGGCACGAGCGGAGGCGGAGGCAAGGCGGGGCGCAGAGGGGAUGAGGGCAGGCGCGGGUAAGAGCAGCAGUGCAGUGGCGGCAGCGGGUGGCAGCAUGGGUGCUGUGGCAGGUGGUGGUGGGGCGAGCAAGGGAGGGAAGGUGAAGAAGAGUGCGAGGAAGGCAGUGGCGGAGAUAGAAGAGAUAGAGGAGAUCGAGGUAGUGGAGCAGGAGGGAGGGGUGAAAAAACACGGGCAACCCAAGCGUGCCACCGCCGCCGCCACCAGUGCUGCUUCCGCUGCUGCCGCUGCUGCUCCCAAGCCUUGCAAGCGUCGUGAGGCAGCAGCAGCAGCAGUUAGUGGCGGCGGUGACGGCACUGGCAGCACUGCCGCCCGCAGGGAAGUGGCAUCUGAGCAGGUCGUGUCUGAGAGGAGCGGCAGGGAGGCAGCGGGGGGAAAGGGGAAGGGGAGGGUUGGCGAGACGGGGGCGAGUGGCAACGGUGGUGGCGGCACAGGCAGCGCCGUGAGGCUGUCUGGUGGAGGGGUGGAGGGGCGAGCAGCGAGGGGUGGUGGGUCAGCGAGGGGUGGUGGGGGUGGAAGAGCAGCAGGGAGGGAGGCGGCAAUGAGGGAGGCGUUGGGGAGGGAGCUGGCGUGGAUGCAGCGAGUGAGGGAGAUGCAGGGCGGGGAGUGGGGCGAGCGCUGGCAGCGGUGGCUGCAGGAGAGCGAGGAGAGUAGGAGCGAAGGGGGGAGCAGGAGGGGGGGUUCAAGGGAGGGCGUGCAUGUGUUUGGGGAGGGGACUGCUGUGCGGGAGAGGAUUAGUGAGUGGGAGAGGGCUCUUGCGCUUGCCCGUGCUGCUGUUGAUGCGGAGGGGAAGGCAGGGGGGGAGGCAGGAGGCGGAGGGGAAGCAGGAGUGGGCGAGGGAGGUAGAGGAGACGUGGGGAGUGGUGGGAGGCGGGGUGGGAGUGGUCAUGGGAAGCGGCACGAGGUUGGGGAGGAGAAAGGCGGGGGUGAGAGGGGUGGGGAUGGGAGGGGACGGGGUGAGAAGGGUGGGGAUGAGAGGGGAGGGGGUGAGAAGAGGGGGCAGCAGGGGGAGCAAGAGGAGAGCAGUGAGUUGUGGCGGUGGAGGAGGGCGCUGGCAGGGCGUGUGGGGGGAGGAGGGGGAGGGGGAGGGGGAGGGGCGGACAGGUUUCAGCCGGCGUGUGUGCUGCCGCCACUCUCCUCUGCCCACCGCUCCCACGGUGCUGCCGCUGCUGCCGGUGGGGCACGUUUUGCACCCCAUGCUCAUGCUCGUGCCUCCCUUGCACACGCACCGCCUGACUUUGAGCUGCUAGAGGAAACACCAAGGGGUGUGGAUGUGUGGCGGCGCUCUGAAAGCACGCCCGGUGAAGGCGAGGCAAGGAUGGCAGAGCAGGCACGGGAGCACGGCUCUAUGGUUCAUGGCCACGAGCAGAGCAGCGGUGCAGCACCUGACAAUUUGCUCCCUGCCCACCCCCCACCUGGCCACCCACCUGGCCGUUCACCUGAGAAUCAGUGUGUGCCGCCCAGUUUGCCGGCUUCAGGUGGUGGAAAGGCAAAGGGGAAGAAAGGGGCGAAGGGAAUGGGCAAAGAGAAGGCGGGUUUGGCAGAGCAGCAAGGGGCUGGGGAUGGAGCCGAGGCGAGAGGAGCAGUGGAGGGGAGUGGGGGCAAGGGAGAGAAGGGGAGGAAGGGGAGAAAGAAGGCAAUGGCGGCAGCAGUGGUGGCGGAGAUGAGGAGGAGGAAGGGCGGAUGGGGGCCACAGGAAGAGGGGGAGGGAGACUUGGAGGGUGUGGAGAAAGCAGCGGGUUGUGAGGUAGCAGCAGGUGGGGCAGCGGUGGUGGGUGUGGCGGGCAGGAGUGCAGCAGGAGAGGAGCAGGUGGAGGUGAGGCCACAGGCAACCGCUGGGCAACCGAUUGAGAGGGAUGAGCAGGAGGGGGAGCAGAGCGAGCAGAGGGAGCAGUUGCAAUGCGAGGCUCCAGAGGAGGCUGUGCAGAGGAGCAUUGUUGGUGUAGGUGGCAGGGAUGGCGGCAUUGGGGAGGCUAAUAACAAAGGCAGGCGGUCAGGGGAGGGAAAUGCAGAUGGUACAGCCGGUGGUGUGGUGGUGAGCCAACAGAGCCAACGGGGGGCCAGCAGAGCCAGCAGCCGCAGCAGCAAGAGCAGGAGCAGCAGCAGCAGCGGCGCCAGCACCCCUGCUCCCACUAAUCGCCUCCUCUCGCUCCCCGCACCCAACUCUCUCCAUCCCGCCCGCCCGUCCGCCCCCAAGCCCUCUCUGCUCAUGCCCGCCCCCUCCUGCAUCGCCCCUUCCGCCCGGCCUCACUCCUCUGCUGCCGCUGCUUCCUCUCCCCGCCUGCACAACUCCCCUGCCUCCUCCUCUCUCCCCUCUCCCUCCCUCCCCUCCCCCUCCGCCCCCCACUCCACUCGCCGCCGCCUCUCCUUUCAACCGCCCACCGCUGCCUCUGGGCCCCCACGUUCCUCCAUCCCCUCCCAUUCCUCCUCCCUUCUGCACUCCUCCAUUUCAUCCCAGUCAUCCCACACCCUCACUCCCUCUCACUCACACACUCCCUCUACUUCCUCACUCAUAUCCUUCGCCUCUCCUCUCCCCUCCUCCACCCUCUCUCACCCCUCCUCCAGCCCCUCUGCUGACGCCUCUCUCUCCCACCUCCCUCCCCGUCCUUCCUCCCGCCGCCCUCCCCCCAUCCUCCCUCCCUCACGCCGCCACCCCUCCACCCUCCUCAACAAUUUCACCCCUUCCUCCUCCCACUCCUCCCCCCAACCAACCUCCUCCUCCCUCUCCUCCCCCCACCUUCCCUCCUCCGUUUUCUCCCCCCACUCGCCCACCACUUCAGACUGCCCUGCCUCUCAGCUCGUCCCCCCACCCUCUCAAAGCGUCCCCCCACCAUCUCUACCUCCCCGCAAGCACCCAUUCGCCCUGGGCGGCAGCAGCAGGACGCUGGUGAGAGUGCCGUCUCCAGCAAAGGAGGCUUGUGAGACAGGUCAAGAGCAGCAGCACAGCCCUUUCGCCGGCAGCAGCCGGGCACUCGUGAGAGUGCCGUCUCCAGCAAAGGAGGCUGGUGAAGGGGGUCCACCGCAGCACAUAGCUGCCAGCAGCAGCAGUGCCCUUGUUGCAUCUAUCGCUGGUACUGCCCUUGCUACAGUAGCCUCGCCUACCAAAGAAACACCUGCCCCCUCUCCUUCCUCUCAUGCAGCAAUUAUCUUUUCUGCCAAGAAGCCACCUUCACCAGAUAGAACCUCCCCUUUGGGUUUCCCUGCCAGGCACUCGGUGCUAAACAAGAGGCUUGGCCAGAUGCCACCUUCACCAGAUAGCCCCUCCCAACACAGAUCUCCAUCUCAAGCUGCUUUUGGCUCCCCUGCUUCUGCCACUCCCCCUCAUUCGCCCUGCCAUCAUGGUACCUCCCCUCACUCCCCGAGAAGGCACCCCCCCUCGACCGUACCUGCCUCCUCUUCUUCUCUGCCCCACCUGCAUCUGCCUGCCUCAACAUCCCUGCCGCCUGCACCCACCUCACCUGCACCAGUCUCACCUGCACCCGCGUCACCUGGUGCCACGAGCCAAGCUGCAAUGCCGGCCAAUCAGGGCGCUGCUGCCCGCUCCGCCUUUGGGCAAGGAGAGGGCGCUGCUGAGACGACUACAAUUCCCCUCCUCAUGCCCCCCUCUCGGGCAUACACCCACCGGUCCUCCCCUCUUCGCGCUCCUACUGGCGGAUCGUUGAUGGAUAAUGAAGGCUCGUCGCGAGUUUCAUCCUUCUGUGACCGCGUUACAUCUCCAAGAGGCGUUUCGUCUCACAGUGGCGUUACAUCUCCUCAUAUUUCCCGUGCACUGAACGAGGGUAGGGGGUCAUUCCCACCCAGAAGCCUCUCAUACCCUCAUAGCCUCGUUUCACCUCCUGCUGCAUCCGUUUCAUCUUUGAAUGCAUCCAUUUCACCUCCCAACUAUAACAUAAUAUCUUCUCCCAGUUCCGUGUUGGCCUCUCAAAGAAGCAUCCCCAUCACGACACACUCUAACACCUCACUCGCCAACCUCCAUACUAGUGCAGCCGCAGAAAGUCACAAGCAGCUCAGUGGCUCUUCUUCCCUCGCCUCCCCCCAUCCAUUGUUUUCUGCCUCUCGUCCAAAAUGCCGCUCCUCGCCACCCGCCAACCCUCCACCUCCCUCCCACUUGCCUCGAGCGCUGUCAGUGUCCUCCCCAAGCCAUCCCUCCCUCGCACUGCCCUCCUCCUCCCCCCUGCAUCCUUCCAACUCGAGUCUUGCUUCUCCAAGACAGCCCCCUACCUCAUCCCCAAACACUCCCUGUCGCCCCUCCCUUCAGAAACAGCACUCCUUCCCUCCUUCCUCCACUGCCCACGCACGCCCGUCCGCGCCUCUCCCUCCUCCCCCUCCGGCAGAGCCCUCUCCUCGGCCCCCAAGUUCCCACAAUCCCGAUUGCCAUCCCACCCUCUCCUCCUCUCCUCGCCUCACACCCUCUCUUUCUCGAGCCUCUCGCUCCUCCACGUCCUCCCGCUCCUCUGCCUCUCAUGCCUCCUCCCCUCAUGCUUCCUCCCCUCAUGCUUCCUCCCCUCAUCCUUCCUCCUCACGUGCUUCUUCCUCUCAUGCUUCAUCCCCUUGCGCUUUCUCCUCUCAUGCUUCUUCCUCUCAUGCCUCCUCCCCUCAUGCUUCCUCCUCUCAUGCCUCCUCCCCUCACGCUUCCUCCUCUCAUGCCUCCUCCCCUCAUGCUUCCUCCUCUGACGCUUCCUCCUCCCAUGCUUCCUCCUCUCAUCCUUCCUCCUCUCAUCCUUCCUCCUCUCAUCCUUCCUCCUCUCAUCCUUCCUCCUCUCAUGCGUCCUCCUCUCAUCCUUCCUCCUCUCAUGCGUCCUCCUCUCAUGCUUCCUCCUCUCAUCCUUCCUCCUCGCAUCCUUCCUCCUCUCAUGCGUCCUCCUCUCAUCCUUCCUCCUCUCAUGCGUCCUCUUCUCAUGCUUCCUCCUCUUCCUCGCCUCCCUCUCGCGCCUCCACCUCUCUAUCCUCCCUGCCCUCCCUCCCCUCCCUCGGUUCCGAUAACACACAAUCGAUGGAACCACCAAAGCAGCUGCAGGAACCACCACAGGAGCACCAGCAGCAGAAGGAUGGGUUAAUGGGUGCACAGAAGUCAGUGUUGCAGAUACGGGGAGGGGAUGGAGAAGCAAGACGUGAGGUGGAGAAGGGUUGGAUGCGGCCCAACGGCUCAAGCAGCAGCAGUGAGAGUGAGAGGUGCUGUGAGGAAGGGCGAUGGAAAGGGGCAGAGCAGAGUGGUGCGGUAGGAAGUGGUGCGGUGGGAGGUGGUGCGGUGGGAGGUGGUGCGGUGGGAGGUGGUGCGGUAGGAGGUGGUGCGGUAGGAAGUGGGAAGGACAGGGGAGGGGCCAGAGAGGCAAGGCGGCGGCUGGAUGAGGAGGGCAGUAGCAGCUGCAGCAGUCGGAACGCGGUGAUCAAGGGGGGAAGGAGAGAGGUGCGCGGAAUUGAGGUGGGGGAGAAGGCAAGGCAAAGGAGAGGAAACGCCAGGGCAGACAGGUGUGAGGAGGAGCAGAUGGGUAGAGGCAAGCCAUGGCACCGAGCUGAUGACAGGGUGAGGGCUGGUGAGGCUGUGGUGGGGAGAGAAGGGCAGAAUACAGCUGCAGAAGAGCAGGAGACACAUGGCUAUUGGGCGAAUGAUGGGGUGGAAGAAAAUGGGAGAGGGAAUGAGCUUGUGCCAGUACACUGCAAGUCCUCUGACUCCUCUGACCCGUCUGACCCCUCUGACUCCCAGACGGUACCCCCAGUGGCUGGGUGGCCUCUGGGCCUUGCCUCGCACCCAACGAGGCACCCAGAGCGGCGGUAUCAGGGGAAUAUCUAA
This is a messenger RNA of Closterium sp. Naga37s-1, 12390 nucleotides long. The record is from the annotation of a GenBank genome assembly. Lineage: Eukaryota; Viridiplantae; Streptophyta; Zygnematophyceae; Desmidiales; Closteriaceae.